This is a messenger RNA of Macadamia integrifolia, 1894 nucleotides long. RefSeq names its product ankyrin repeat-containing protein BDA1-like. The transcript has 3 exons. The record is from RefSeq and is a predicted model, not a curated record. The coding region runs from base 232 to 1674 and encodes 480 amino acids. Gene Ontology annotation, molecular function: protein binding. NCBI's taxonomy places the organism in Eukaryota, Viridiplantae, Streptophyta, Magnoliopsida, Proteales, Proteaceae.
AGAAAUCAUCAGAAAGAAGGGGGAGAGACGAGUGGUACUGCUCCGCUCAACAACUCGCUUUUUUUUUUUUGUUUUUUUGGCUCAUAGGUGCCCACAAUCUUGCUUGCCUUCCUUCAAAACUUCCAUCUCCUGCAACCAUAGGUUGAGCUGCAAGGCUUCUAUAUAUAAAGAUCUUAAAGAGGGAGGGAAAAGGGUUGCAUCCUCAUUACCAUAGCAGCAUAGACAAAUAUAAUGGAUCCAAGAUUGAUCCACGUGGCUAGGAAUGGAGAUAUAGAUGGUUUAUACACAUUACUUCGGGAGGAUCCUUUUAUCCUUGAGAAUGUCGAAAAGAUUCCAUUUACUGAUACUCCUUUACAUUGGGCAGCAUCAAUUGGUCAUACCUGUUUUGUGAAGGAAAUUAUAAAUUUGAAGCCUUCUUUCAUUAUGAAGCUAAACCAAGAUGGGUUCAGCCCUUUGCACUUAGCUUCAAUAUCUGGGCACCUAGAGAUCAUCAAUUUGGUCUUGAAAGAAGAAAGUGGACGCCGCCUAGGAAAACUGAAGGAGGCCAUGUAUGUUGAUGGUGGACUUUGUAACCUGAAAGGCAGAGAGAAUAGAACUCCUUUCCAUUGUGCAGUUAUUGCUGGAAACAUUGAUGCUUUGGAAGAAUUGUUCUUCAAUGACCCAAACUCCAUCAAAGCGUUGACAGUUAGAAAGGAGACUGCUCUUCAUCUGGCUUUGAAAUUUGAUCAGGUUGAAACCUUCAAAGUAAUGAUGAGUUGGCUUGAAAAAUAUUGGCACAACGAUAUUUUAAGCUGGAAAGACCAUGACGGCAACACUAUCUUGCACCUUGCUGCUUCGAGAGGACAAUAUGAGAUAGUAGAACUACUUGUACAUGGUAGUGGCCUCUUUGUUAGAAAUGCUAUCCAAGUAAAUGCGAUAAACAAUGACAAGUUGACAGCGUUGGAUCUGGUAAUGCAUCUUCCAAGUGAUCAAGCAAACCAAGAAAGAAUAAGAAGUACCCUAUGCAGAGUAGGAGCUAAGGGAGGCCAAGAUAUUAGUACUGAGAUGAGAAAAGUACCAGAAAAAUUAACUUCUAUAUUGAAAUGGCUGGUGUCCAAGUCAAAAAUUAAAUCUGUGUAUAGGCAUUUCAUCAGAUUGAAGGUGGACAGGGAUACUCCACUUGAUACGCGUAAUGCUUUGUUGGUGGUAGUAGUUCUAAUCGUCACAGCAACAUAUCAAACCGGACUCAAUCCCCCUGGUGGUUAUUGGCAAGAUGAUAAAAAUUCUACCUUCGACAAUGACGGCAAUCUUGUACAAAUUGGCCAUUCCGCUGGGCAACCAAUUUGGUUUACAAAAGCUACAACUAUAUACAACUUGGUGAUGUUGUUUAACUUUGCAGGGUUUCUUCUAUCAGUGGUUCUGGUUUACAACCUCACAGUAGGAUUCCCUUUGCGUGGUCCACUUCUACUAGCUUUACUCUUUAUGUUGCUUACUAAUUCAUGGUCAACGCCAAUAGAUUAUAAUGGUCCAAGUGGUGCUGAUUAUAGUUAUUUUAGUGAAUCAUACUGGUGGUCUGGAAAUAUGAUGUCAUGGCUUCCAGUUGUGUUGGUGGUAAUCAUCUGGACUAUGACGGCAAACUGGAUGGCACAGAUCUGGUGGAAGCUUUUGCUUCUUACUGGCCUUGUGAAGAAUUAGCUGAAACGAUAUAUUCAUGUACCGUACCACCAGUUCCUUGAGCACAGUGUUGCAGAUUGACCUGAAGCGUCACGUUUCAUCUUCUUGCUAGUCUCUGUUUUUGUGUUUGAUCCUUAAUGUAGUUUCUUUGAACUAUCCAAAACUGAUGUACAUAGCAGGCUCCUUAGAGUCUGACUUUUAUCUACCAUAUAAAUAAUAUCAACUUCCUUUCUUUUGGUUA